Messenger RNA from Brugia malayi, 567 nucleotides. RefSeq lists its product as uncharacterized. The transcript is spliced from 3 exons. Gene Ontology annotation, cellular component: cytosol. Gene Ontology annotation, biological process: polysaccharide biosynthetic process. The record is from RefSeq and is a predicted model, not a curated record. Gene Ontology annotation, molecular function: dTDP-4-dehydrorhamnose 3,5-epimerase activity. NCBI's taxonomy places the organism in Eukaryota, Metazoa, Nematoda, Chromadorea, Rhabditida, Onchocercidae. Bases 1 to 567 code for a protein of 188 amino acids.
AUGCUCAGAACAGAAUUAGAGAUUGAACAUAUCGAACAAAUUGAUGGACUAAAACUUAUUCGACCGAAACUUUUUCCGGAUACUCGCGGUUACUUCGUAGAGUCAUACAAUGAGUAUGAAUUAGGUGCUUUAGGGUUUUCCGAGAAAUUCAAGCAGGAUAAUCAUUCCUACUCAAAAUGUGGCGUUUUACGUGGCUUACAUGCACAGCCAGGAAUGGGUAAAUUAGUAUCGGUUAUAAGUGGUGAAAUAUAUGAUGUUGCUGUUGAUAUAAGAUCAAUGUCGAAAACUUUUGGAAAAUGGUACGGUGUUGUUCUCGAUGAAAAGACGCGGACAGCUUUUUGGAUACCAGAUGGUUUUUUGCACGGAUUUUAUGUUUUAUCAGAAGAAGGAGCACAUGUAACAUAUAAAUGUACAGCGAUAUACAAUGAGCAAGUGGAAUUUGGUGUAAAUCCGUUUGACCCAGAAUUAGCCAUUGAUUGGCACAUUAGUAAUUCUUACAAAUUGAUUAUUAGUGACCGAGAUCGAUCUCAUCAGAAUUUGAAGUGUUUAUCAUUUAAGAAAGAAUAA